Molecule: messenger RNA, 1203 nt
Organism: Colletotrichum destructivum
Lineage: Eukaryota; Fungi; Ascomycota; Sordariomycetes; Glomerellales; Glomerellaceae
Product: Putative CDC50/LEM3 family protein
Exons: 4
Coding region: 1-1203 (400 amino acids)
Cellular component (GO): Golgi apparatus; plasma membrane; endoplasmic reticulum
Source: RefSeq, a predicted model, not a curated record
AUGGCUAUUUACCCGUUUCAAAAGAAGAACCCCGAGGAGGAGGUGGUGGAGCUAAGUGAAAGGCCUUCUCGUAGGCCCAAAGAUACCCCCUUGAAUCAGCAGCGAAUGAAAGCAUGGCAACCGAUAUUCUCUCCCAAGACAUCAAUCAAGACAUUUCUAGCUGUUGGUAUUGUGUGCUUGUCUAUUGGAGCAUACUGGAUUGUGCAAAACAAAAAGAUCCGGGAAGUCCGCUUCGACUACACGAAAUGUCACGAGAUCGACUUGUACGAUGAACCCGAACUCAUGCCCAGCGAGAACACGUAUAGACACUUCAGAGCUUCCUCGACUGGCCACCCCUUGACGCAGUGGAGACGAAGCAAUCAGUCGCUCACGUUUGACGGGAUAACCAAGAACUAUACCAUGUGCACAAUCGACUUCUUUCUCCCUGACGAUCUCCAGCCCCCAGUCCUCUUCUACUAUCACCUGACCGAAUUUCACCAGAAUCAUCGGAAAUACGUCACUUCUCUGGAUGGGUCACAACUGAAAGGCAAAAGCGUCAGCCGAGGAUCUGUCAAGGAUUCAUGUUUCCCAGUCACGUCGAGCGGAAGUGAUCGUGGAGAGGAGAAGGUCAUCUACCCUUGCGGGGCGAUCGCCAACUCCAUCUUCAACGAUACUUUUGCGGAUCCUCAGCGGCUUCUCGGCCCGGACGCAGACCAACCUGUUCCAUACGCCAUGUCAAGAACCGGCAUCGCCUCAGACCUGGACAAGCAGCUCUACAAGCCGACAACGUACCCGGUUCCCCUCGGACCAGAUGACAACGACAGCGCUGUCAUAGUGCCGCCUCCCAACUGGGCGGAGAGGUUCCCGAGAGGCUACCAUUCCGGAAACAUGUUCAACCCGGCAGAGGACGAGGCAUUCAUGGUCUGGAUGCGCACGGCCGCGUCGCCUUCUUUUGCAAAGCUGGCCAUGCGGAACAGCGACGAGGUCAUGGUGAGGGGGAUGUAUCGACUGCAGGUGUUUUCUCACUUCCCCGCCCAUUUGCACGGUGGUACAAAAUCCAUCAUCAUCAGCACCACCGCUUCUGGCAUGGAACGCAAUAAGUUUCUUAGUACUGCAGGCAUGGCCUUGGGGGGCAUCAGCAUCGCUCUGGCAGCCGUUUCUGUUCUCUCAUUACUUCACAAGUCAAAACCGCUCAAGGAUCACAUCUAUCUCCAUCGCGGAUAG